AUGGAGCAGCACCUGUGGGGGUCUCAGCUCGGCAACAAAACCGCAGAGACAAUGAGCAUCACAUUCGAUGUAUUCGAACAACCGUACUGGCUUCCGGGAGAACACAUACGUGGGUCUGUCGUUAUCAGAGUGCCAUAUUCAGCAGCCAUCUCGAGUGCCAGGAUCGACCUCGAAGGUUUGUCAUUGAUUCACAGUGUGAACAAGGACCGCAGCAGAGAGUUUUCAGUACAUAAAUUUCUCUACCAGAACCACGACGUGCGUUGCGUCGCCAAAGUCAGUGGGGAGGUCCAAAAGUCUUCUUACCUCGCAACAUAUCGGAUUCCCUUUGAUUUCCUGAUAUCUCGUACGAUAUCAUCGAACGCAGACAAACUGCCCGCCGGGUGUCUCGAGCUCCCCCCGACGACGUUGAUCGGCGGCCUCGCGUGGAGCCCUCGCCACGGCAGAGUCUUCGCGCAGCCCAACAUUUCGUAUCAUCUCGUGGGCGAAGUGGUGCUCCUGGAUCAAUCGUCACCGAGUACGUGGACUCUGAGGGAAGAAAAGCCGAUCAAGAUCUGGAAGAGCUCCUCGAUCAUGCCGCCAAUCAGUCUGGGCGACUUUGCCGCCGAAUACAGGACCGUCGCCGAGACCCCGUGUGCUCUCCGCAGACUGGAAUCGCCCAAACUUCGUCUCCGAAUCUCGACGACAGAGCCAGCGGCGGUGGCGUUCAACUGUCGCCAAUCGGACCAGGUCGCUAACGUCGACCUCCGCGUCUGCUUCUCACGACCGGCUACUUCACACGCGGUGGAUGAACGGCGACUUCGCAGCCUCCUCGCCAAAGUCAAGAUUCAGGUGCAGACCUGUCUCCGGGCCAAGACAUUCUACACUCCCGUCGCCUUCGAGAAGGUCCCAGGACAGGCAAUGUUGACUCCGACGAGCAAUUGCCGGAUGAACGACCAGGCAUUUCAGCUGGGGGCGUCCAUGGGUCUUCCCGUCGAAUCAGCCGCGCCUUCUUUGGGUGGUUCCCUCAAGGAGGCUUAUGACGGUCCCUUCGCAGUGGCGGGGAAAGGAGACGAUGAUGAAGAAGAAGAAAUGAAGUGGGAGACUCACAAGAGGCGGCGCAGUGAUGACGGUGCACAGGCUUCGACAGCUGACUACAGUCUCUGGCACAGCAGCAACCUCUUCCGCUGCCCGCUCACGAUUCCGCACGGUCUGGUCCCGACGUUCUGGUGCCCCACGGCGAGCCAGCAGUAUAGUUUGCUGCUGGACGUGAAAGUUUCUGGGCUCAACACAGAGCAGACGAAGCUCAGGCUCGAAGUGCCCCUGCAGAUAUUCUAUGACCUAGGCCCCUCGGCGACACCGGGUGGGCCGGUGUGUCGGCGUCUGAGGAGUGUCGCGACGGAGAGACGCACGGGGUAUGACCAGGACGAGGAAAACGACGAGGACGUCUGUACGACGAUUGUUAUGCACGAUAUCGAGGAGGGGGCCCCGCCUAUGUACGUUUAG
Molecule: messenger RNA, 1482 nt
Organism: Fonsecaea erecta
Lineage: Eukaryota; Fungi; Ascomycota; Eurotiomycetes; Chaetothyriales; Herpotrichiellaceae
Exons: 3
Coding region: 1-1482 (493 amino acids)
Source: RefSeq, a predicted model, not a curated record